Messenger RNA from Plectropomus leopardus (leopard coralgrouper), 2103 nucleotides. RefSeq names its product solute carrier family 5 member 11 (gene slc5a11). Gene Ontology annotation, biological process: transmembrane transport. Gene Ontology annotation, cellular component: plasma membrane. Gene Ontology annotation, molecular function: D-glucose:sodium symporter activity. The record is from RefSeq and is a predicted model, not a curated record. Lineage: Eukaryota; Metazoa; Chordata; Actinopteri; Perciformes; Serranidae.
GGAAUGAUACACGGCGUGCCGACUUUCUGAAAGAUGACCUUUGACGUCACAGCAGGCCGCCAAGCCACCAGCAUGCCCCCACCUCCAUCGCCCUCUCCAGGAGGAGUAACCACCCUGGGGACCGUGGAUAUCGUGGUGCUGGUAGUUUACUUCCUGCUGGUUCUGGCUGUUGGUUUCUGGUCCAUGUGCAGGACCAAGCGCAGCACGGUGGAUGGAUACUUCCUGGCUGGGAAGAACAUGACCUGGUGGCCGGUGGGUGCCUCGCUGUUUGCCAGCAACAUUGGCAGUGGACAUUUCAUCGGCCUGGCAGGGUCAGGAGCUGCAGCAGGAAUUGGGGCGAUCACAUAUGAGUGGAGUGGUAUGAUGGUCGUGCUCAUGCUGGGAUGGCUCUUCCUGCCCAUUUAUAUUGCCUCUGGGGUGAUGACCAUGCCUGAAUAUCUGCAGCGGCGGUUUGGUGGUAGACGGACACGGUUAUUUAUAACUGUCCUGUCCUUAUUUAUUUACAUCUUUACAAAGAUAUCGGUGGACAUGUAUGCUGGUGCGCUGUUCAUUCAGCUCGCCUUACAGUGGAACAUCUACCUGGCUGUGGUGCUGCUGCUGUCAAUCACUGCCAUCUACACUGUAGCAGGUGGUCUGGCUGCAGUUAUCUACACAGAUGCAGCUCAAACUGCCAUCAUGCUGGCAGGAGCUGUCACCCUCAUGGGCUUCAGCUUUGCGGAGGUCGGAGGAUGGGAUGCGCUGAUGGACCGGUACGCCAACGCCAUCCCCUCUGUCCGUGUGCCAAACACAACAUGUGGCAUCCCCCGAGAUGACGCCUUCCACAUAUUCAGAGACCCGGUGAACUCUGACCUUCCUUGGCCCGGGAUCAUUAUUGGCAUGACCAUCCCCAGCAUGUGGUACUGGUGCUCUGACCAGGUGAUUGUUCAGCGAUCGCUGGCUGCUAAGACCCUGACUCAUGCAAAAGGUGGCUCCCUCCUGGCUGCUUAUCUGAAGAUCCUGCCUUUCUUUGCUAUUAUGCUACCAGGCAUGAUCAGCAGGAUACUUUACACAGAUGAGGUGGCGUGUGCAGACCCUGAGUUGUGUAAACAGAUUUGUGGAAACCCGGUGGGUUGCACAGAUACCGCCUACGCCAAACUGGUCAUGGAGCUGCUGCCUACAGGGCUGCGAGGUCUGAUGAUGGCGGUGAUGAUCGCAGCCCUCAUGUCCUCCCUGACCUCCAUCUUCAACAGCGCCAGCACCAUUUUCACCCUGGAUCUGUGGAAGACUUUCAGAUCUCGUGCAUCUGAGUGGGAGCUCAUGAUUGUGGGCAGAGUGUUUGUGCUCGUGCUGGUGGUGGUGUCAGUGCUGUGGAUUCCUGUUGUCCAGGCCAGUCAGGGUGGGCAACUUUUUAUCUACAUCCAGUCCAUCAGCACCUACCUGCAGCCCCCAGUCUCCAUCAUCUUCCUCACAGGCUGCUUCUGGAAGAGGACUAAUGAGAAGGGUGCAUUCUGGGGCCUGGCUAUCGGCUUGACUGUGGGCUGCAUCCGGAUGUUGUUGGACUUCAUUUAUCCUGCUCCCCUGUGCUACGAGGACGACGACAGACCUGCGGUGCUGAAAGAUGUCCAUUACCUGUACUUCUCCACGAUGCUGUCCUUCCUCACCCUGAUGGUGGUGGUUGCAGUCAGCCUGGCUACAGAGGAGCCCAAACCAGAGCAGAUACGUCGCCUCACCUGGUUCACAAGGUUUGACCCAGUGGAGCCCAAAGAGCAGGUGUUCUCAGUAGAGCAGAGCACUAAGAGCUUAGAGGUGAUCACAAGUCAGACCAGUGAGAUGGGCGUCACAGAAGGAGAGCAGGAGAGCAGCAACGGAAAAGCAUGUCAUCACAGGAAAGACUCUUCAUCGUCCACGUCCAGUGUCGAAAGCCAGUCCAGGCUAUGGUCUGCCCUCUACUGGCUAUGUGGGAUGGAGAGAAGGAAGGAGGGAGCUGAUAGUUCUGUUACGCCUUCUGCACCUGAACAGGCUAUCAAUUCUCUGGAGGAAAAGCCACGUCUACGACUCAUUGUCAACAUCAACCUCCUCAUUUGCCUCUCUGUAACUGCCUUCAUCAUCGGCUACUGGGGAUGA